This is a messenger RNA of Actinia tenebrosa (Australian red waratah sea anemone), 4445 nucleotides long. RefSeq lists its product as uncharacterized. Lineage: Eukaryota; Metazoa; Cnidaria; Anthozoa; Actiniaria; Actiniidae. Gene Ontology annotation, biological process: Rho protein signal transduction. Gene Ontology annotation, molecular function: guanyl-nucleotide exchange factor activity. The record is from RefSeq and is a predicted model, not a curated record.
UUUGAAUUGACUGAUAGAGUUUGGAAAAAGAUUAAGAGAAUAUAAAGUAUGGUGUUUCAUAUGGUGCACUGUUUGAAGUGAGUACCACUGACAGACCUGGAAACCCUUACCCUCGGCAAGAUUAUAAUGAAGGGUGGAACCACUUCCUAUCCUGCUCUACCAUCCAAGAAGAUUGGUUCAGUUAACAAAACUACACAUGUAACUGGGAGUCACACCUAUUGAGAUUCUGAGACUUCUUUAUUUGAGGGUCAGAGAUAGCAGGCAUUUGUUUACCUAUUAGCAAGUUUACUUCAAGCUACAAGAUGAGCGCUCAAAGUAAGAGAAAUAGGUGAUACAAAAUAAGUCCGUGAUCAACAACUUCGUCAAAGCACCAAAUAAAGCUCGCUUGCCGACUAACAUGGACUCCAAACAAAGCUAUUCUUCUAAAUGAUAGCAGGGGUUUAAGAAGCGACUGGGAAUGAUGGAUUUGCCUGUUGAUCGCGGAAGAAUGUCUGAACGGGCCCAAACAGGUCGUUCUCCUCCUCCAAGACGACGAAGGACGAGAGAAUAUAUCCCUAGCUCUCAUUCCAAGCCAAGGCAGUCUAGUUCUGAUCUGAAUAGCUUGGAUUCACGGACAAUUGACAAAGUACUCGAUGUAUUCGAUCAAAAUAUGAAUGCUCUGCAACAAAUGGAACAGAAGCCAACACGAUCGCAUGGUGAGGCAACUCGAGGAAGAUCUUUUGAAAAUGGCUCACAACUCGGCGAACGAUUCCAUAUACUCAAAGCUGAGAAUAAAAUACUAAGAGAAAGGCUUCAAAAUGCUCUUCAACGCGAAAUGAAGGCUUUGAAGACUUUUAAAAGGCUGGCAAAGGAAAACAGACAACUGAAGUUGAAUAUGAGAAAAUAUGAGAGGACGUUGCUGGGAUUGUACGAGGAUGAAACAGAUUCCGACCCCAACGAGGAGUUAUCACGAGAGAAUGAGCUUCAAGCUUACACCAGUCGCUUGGCAGUGCCUCCCGCUAAGAGCAAGCGCUCCAACUCGGCCGAUAGCGACAGCUCUUAUCUAAACACCGACGAAGAUAAACGUUCUACUUCGAUGCGAAUUACUAGAAGCGCUUCCACCUCAAUGGAGCAAUUGAACCGGAAUGUUUCCGCGAAGCAAGAUAAAGCGACUUCGACACAUGACUUGGAGUGGAGAAGAGAAGGUAGCAGGAAAACUAACAAGGAACACGAAGUUAUCUCUAGUGAUGUACCCAAGGUAGAGGACUUCAGGUGGCGAAAAAAUUCCAAAGAUUCGACUUCAUCGAUCGACAACGAAAGCAAUCUAACGGACUCUACUAAAGUGAGACUUCUUCAUCGUCAACUCGUUGAUUUACAAACUCAAUCGCUGACGGAAAGACGAAAGUAUAGCGAUGUAAGGAGGUAUUGGGGAGAUUCCACGUCUUUACAUAGCUCACUAGAAGUAAACCCAACUCUACACAGAACUUUGAGCUCACCGAGCGUCCUAGACACUAACGAAGAGACACCCAGUAGUAAUCCAUGGAGACGUGUGUCUGACGGUGCUGUUGCAAGAAGCCCUCCCGACAUACCCCACGGUAUACGACACUCGUUCCACGAGGAUGAACUCGAAACAGUCCCUGAAAUCACCGUAUCUGUUGAUGGUUACCAUGGCGAUGAUGUUGACAGCCAGGGCAGUUGUGAGCUCGAUUCUCCUCCAUCCACACAGGAUGACAACCAUUCUACAAGCCAUUCCCCCAUGCUUUCCUACUCGAAUGAUGAAGAGGAUGUAUCCCAGACAUCACCACGUUCAUCGCCACCUCUCUUGACCAUUGAGCUACCUGCUGAAUCUCUAAAUGAGAUAGAGAAACCCUCUUCUACAACUCACCCUUCCAUUCACCGUGGUUUCCGUAGGCCUCCACUUGGCCACACUGUCUCGCUACCAGCUGCUUCUUUCGAGCAUUACGUAUCAGUCUUCCAAGGGGUUAACGGCUCACGAUCCGACGCUGAAGAGACCAUCGAGGAAGAGGACGAGGAAGACUUGGAUGAAGAUGAAAUCCCGGCUGCAGCGCUUCACCGACGAGACCGACGGACAUCUGUCGAUGACGACGAAAUCUAYGUCAAAAAGAAUCGCGACAAACGACAAAAGAAAACAUCUGUUUCACUGCGAUUUGACGGGGACGUGCCUCGUGAGCAUGCAGAACAUCUCGCAGCAGACAUUGCGGCCUACCUCGAGUACAGAAAACAAUGUCCGCAAGAGAGCAACCAUACCGAUUCGUCAGCGUCAAAGCCAAACGAAGAAGAUGAAAUAAGUAUGGCGGAAUCCGCAGCCAUUGCACGUGCCAGGUCACUCAGUCGAAGGCGUGGUUCCGCAGUAGUGACGUUGCCAGGGGAACGAAGUUAUCAAAUGGACCUCCACGUGUUUAAUAAACAAGCGGAUCGAUUUGAUAAGUCGUUACUUCAUGAGAAAUCCAUGUUGCAUGACAAGAGGGAUUUAUCAGGUUCUACGACAUCACUGAAUAGUAUAGGKGAUCCAGAAAAAAGAUCUCGGUGGUCGAUUCUUAAGCGCAACAAAAAAAUAAUUUAUGGUAAAGAUGCCAGACGACAGACGGAAGACUUUAAAGAAGCCUUGAGUCAGUUACGAGAGAAUCCAAAAGGAGCGAUAGAACACGAACUAACUGAGUAUAAAGAUAGCCACUGGACACAGCUAAUACCCAGUCCUCGUGGAACACCCCGCCGACCGUUAUCUGAAGGAUUCAGCAGUCUCUCGAGUCAAGAAACAAAACGACGUGAAGCACUGUGGGAGCUCUUUCACAGUGAAGUGGUGUACCUCAUAGAUCAUCUAUUGGUCCUAAAUGAAGUAUUCCUGGAACCUCUAAAACUACUUCAACACAUGGGUUACUUAUGUGUUGUAAAUAGUUCCAAGAUAUUUAGUAACGUGAAAGGACUGUGUGAGGUCAGCGCUAAAUUCGCCGCCGACUUGUUGUUAGUUUUCAAAGGGGAUCAGUCUAAACAGUUUGGUAACACAGCUGCUGUAGUCACGGCGUUCACAGAGUUUGGAUCCAAGCUACAACCUCAGUACCAGGAAUAUUGCCUGAACUACUCCAAGGUGUUGGGCUACCUGGACCACUGUAAAAAGUCUGACGAUUUCCAGGAAUAUGUCAAGUGGUGCGAAGCUGAUCCUCGGUGCAACCGACUUCAACUGACAGAUUUGUUAGUGGCACCUCUACAACACUUGACUAAAUAUCCAUUACUCCUUAAGAACAUUCGUGAAAGAACGUCAGAAGGCGAAGAUGAGCACAGCUCUUUGUCAUCUGUUAUCAAGUCUGUAGAACGUUCAAUCAAGGAACUAGAAGGUAAAGUAAAGUCCUUGGCAAAUUUUGAAAGGUUACAAGAACUGCAGAACUGCUUAGUGUGGCCGUCAAUCAUUGAGCUGGACCCCAAGACCUAUGUACCUGAAUUUCUACGAGGUAUUCUAGCCAAACAACCAUGUGAAAGUCUGCUUACAAGUCCUAAACGACAGUUACUAUAUGAGGGUCCCCUAGUCCUGUUAGAAAACACCAAACAAGAUAUUUACGCCUUCCUGUUUGAUGAUAUGCUUCUUCUGACGAGAUAUCGUAAAUACCAGCAGAAAAUUAACAAGAAACUUAGCCUUGCAGGGAUGACGUCAGAUAGCCCACCACCCACCCCUCCUGUGGUACGAAAGGUUACAACUACAGGACAGUAUACAGUGUAUAAACAGCCGAUACCAUUAGAUCGGUUUAUAAUCAUUGAUGCUGAAGCAACACAUGCCGGCAAUACCAUGAAAAAUACCUUCAUCAUCAUCCACUACAGCCGCUUCAAACAGACCAUCGGCUUGUAUACACUCCAAGCUCCUUCGCAGAACCUUAAGGAAACCUGGACAAGUACCCUCAAGUCAGCACAAGGCAGCUGGUCAGAGGCUGUUGCAUCUGAAAUUGCCGCUGAAGCUCAGAAGCCACCACCCAUCUCAAAUCCUGAAGAAGAGACUGAGACUAGCGAAAGGAUCUCUGACGAAUCAGUAAGCACCAAUCGAAUGCUGUCAUAUCACAAGCCAAUAGAAUAUCACUGUUAGUAGCCACGUGACAUACUGGAGAUUCUCAAGGAACCAAUCAUGUGAUUGAACUGAGUGAAUAUAUGUUAGGUUCAUGUGACGAGAGAUUGACAAGCACUUGGUCACAUGAUAUAUCCCAGUGUCAAUCAAAUUCGGCUUCAAUCGACUACUAGAUUGUCUAUUUUAGGAAACAAGUGGUCUGAGUAUGCUUAUCAUCUUUUUACAAACAUAAUGUGUACAUAGAAGAGUUUUCUCAUUGUAUAAAGAUAAAUAUUUUGUUUUAUUAAAAUAGGGAAUUAUAUUCUUACAUAAUUCUAUGAAUAGAACUGAAACUACUUGUGUCCAGUGAUUCAGAAAAAAAUGUUUUGAUUUUACAAAACCACUUUAAAAAUUAAAA